This is a messenger RNA of Cucumis melo (muskmelon), 1445 nucleotides long. RefSeq names its product autophagy protein 5. Gene Ontology annotation, cellular component: Atg12-Atg5-Atg16 complex; phagophore assembly site membrane; cytoplasm. The record is from RefSeq and is a predicted model, not a curated record. Gene Ontology annotation, biological process: nucleophagy; autophagosome assembly; cellular response to nitrogen starvation. Bases 202 to 1251 code for a protein of 349 amino acids. The transcript has 8 exons. Lineage: Eukaryota; Viridiplantae; Streptophyta; Magnoliopsida; Cucurbitales; Cucurbitaceae.
UGAUAAAACUUUUUAAAAUAAAUUUACAUAUGAACCAUGAAGGAGAUACGUAUUUCAAUAAAAGAAAUUAAAAAGUCAUUGAAAAAAUGGUAAAGAAACAAAAUUGAGGCAAAAAGAAGAAAAAGAAAAGAGAAAGGAAAACGUUACUGACGAGCAGAACAAGACGAGGAGGAGAAGAAGAGAGAUAGAGGGAGUGGGGGCAUGGACGCACUGAAGUACAUCUGGGAAGGUGCAAUUCCAUUACAGAUUCAUCUCCAUGAGUCUGAAGUCACCACCGUCCCUCCUCCACCACCUGCAAUGGUCUUAGCUCCUCGGAUUGGCUACCUGCCUCUGUUGGCUUCUCAGAUUAAACCUUACUUCGGUAGCACGCUUCCUCCUGGAGUUGACACCAUCUGGUUUGAGUACCAGGGUUUGCCCCUUAAAUGGAAUAUACCAACUGGUGUACUCUUUGACCUACUAUGUGCAGAACCAGAAAGACCAUGGAAUCUAACGGUACAUUUUAGAGGUUAUCCGAGACAAUUGUUAAUUCCUUGUGAAGGUGAAGAUAGUAUAAAGUGGAGCUUUAUUAACUCGUUAAAAGAGGCGGAUUACAUUGUCAAUGGGAACACCAAGAAUGUCAUGAGCAUGUCGGAACCCGAUCUGUUGGAGUUAUGGCGUUCUGUAUCCAAUGUUGAUUUAGAAGCCUAUCUACGUAUAUCAUCUAAACUUAAGCUUGGAGGAACUGGUCUCGAGCAUGUGUUGAAAUCUAUAUCAGCUGCAUCAUUGCCUGCUAAAAGUAGUGGCGAGAUGGAUAUAGCAGGACAACUAAUAACAGGUCGAAUUCCCGUUCGAUUGUAUGUAAGGAAUUUAGGUGAUGAUUUUGAUAAUUUAGAAGAUGCACCACCAGUUAACAAUUGGGAUGAUGUCUCAUACAUUAAUCGUCCCGUAGAGAUCCAAGAAGAAGGUAAGUGCUUCACCUUACAUGAUGCUGUUAGGAGUCUGUUACCUGAGCUUUUUACCGAGAAGGCGACUACCAAGGACGAAUCAACAAAUGUUAUAGGCGAAGAACAAAGUGAUAGUACAGAACAGUUGGAUUGUACCAAAACAGAAGGGGGAUCUACUUCUUCUGAGGAAUAUUUGCAAUCUUAUCAUCCUAGCAUCAAGCUGGUUAGGAUCCAAGGGAUUGAACCAAAAGGCCAAAUUCCUUUCUCCUGGGUAGUGAACAACUUAAUGAAUCCUGAGUACUUCCUUCAUAUCUGUGUUUUUGUAUGAGUUCAAUAAGUCAGAUGCUAAGUUAUAGGACCAAAGACCAAGUAGGUAUUUCCAUUCUUUCAUUUGUGGUGUGGGGGAUUGGAUUUUUUUUUUUUUUUUAAUUGACAUUCUUUUUAAAAGAAUUAUUCUGUAAAGUUGUACAGAAAGUAAUGUUAUCAAUGUCUAUAAGUAGUCACCCAUUUCAUUUUGUAGCA